Molecule: messenger RNA, 261 nt
Organism: Rotaria sp. Silwood2
Lineage: Eukaryota; Metazoa; Rotifera; Eurotatoria; Philodinida; Philodinidae
Source: the annotation of a GenBank genome assembly
AUGGCAAGUAAUGGUAGUAACUCUCCUAUAAAUAAUGAAAAUAGUAUGAUAUUAUCAAUUCGAUUGAUUCGUUCGUUUGAACAUCGAAAUAUUCGUCAUAUAAUUUUACAUUCUAUCGAUUCAUCUGGACAAAUGACUGGCAACGAAGUUAAAAAACGUAUUCUAACAAUGUUACCCAAUGAAAAGUUGCCACCACCAUUUAAAACAUUUGCAUUCGAUACACUGAAGAUUGAACAUUAUCCACACCAAGCUAAAGUAUGA